This is a messenger RNA of Morus notabilis, 889 nucleotides long. Its product is annotated as trafficking protein particle complex subunit 3. NCBI's taxonomy places the organism in Eukaryota, Viridiplantae, Streptophyta, Magnoliopsida, Rosales, Moraceae. Gene Ontology annotation, biological process: endoplasmic reticulum to Golgi vesicle-mediated transport; intra-Golgi vesicle-mediated transport. Gene Ontology annotation, cellular component: cis-Golgi network membrane; TRAPP complex; cytosol. The record is from RefSeq and is a predicted model, not a curated record. The coding region runs from base 91 to 651 and encodes 186 amino acids. The transcript is spliced from 5 exons.
UUUCACUGUGCUUUGCUCCGCAAAACCAGUACUCUCCCCCCCCCUCUCUCUCUCUCUCUAGGAGCUCAGAAAUCGGAAUUCAGAUCUUCAAUGGCACCUGCUGGUCCUCGAUCCGGUGACGCGAUCUUCGCUAGCGUUGAGCGUGUGAAUGCCGAGCUUUUCACGUUGACGUACGGCGCGAUCGUUCGCCAGUUGCUUACGGAUCUGGAGGAGGUUGAGGAGGUGAACAAACAGCUUGAUCAAAUGGGUUAUAAUAUUGGAAUUCGUCUCAUUGAUGAAUUUCUGGCGAAGUCUAAUGUUUCCAGAUGUGUUGAUUUCAAAGAAACAGCUGAAACUAUUGCAAAGGUUGGUUUCAAAAUGUUCUUGGGAGUGACUGCGUCUGUGACCAAUUGGGAUGCUGAUGGAACUUGCUGCAGUAUUGUUUUGGAGGAUAAUCCUUUGGUAGACUUUGUUGAGCUUCCCGAUACUUGCCAAGGUCUGUACUACUGCAACAUUCUAAGUGGAGUAAUUAGAGGAGCCUUAGAGAUGGUGUCAAUGAAAGCCGAAGUCACCUGGAUCCGCGACGUGCUUCGGGGCGACGAUGCCUUCGAGUUGCAGGUAAAACUCCUGAAGCAAGUUCCGGAAGAGUAUCCUUACAAAGACGACGAGUAAAAUGCUACAUGUAUACAGCUUUUCAUUUUUGUCUUUCCAUAGAAAGCAAAUGUAGGAGCUUAUCUUCUCUUUCAAGUGGUCACCAGAAACUUAAAAAGGCAACUAUUUUGGGUCAUAUGAUUUCACUUCAAAACUACAAAGAGAAAAAUUAUGAUCUAGUUCUAGCAUAGCAUCACAACACAUGGGUGCAUUGUAUAUUUCCUGUAUUUGAUUCCAACCAAAAACCCUUUUGCGGUUU